AGCACGCCUUAAAUUAGUCAAGAUACAAUGUAACCUGUGAAUCAAGCCAUACAUUGAAAUCGGAUUAGAUGUGUGUAACGGAAUAGAAAUACCACAAUCAAUUGAUAUCAGUUUACUACUAUAUAUGAAAUAUACAAUCGUUAACCACCAGAACGCCUUAGAUUCAGGAGGAAAUCAGGAAUAUUUCUUCCGGUUCCCAAGAAUGCAAAAAUAAAACGGAAGCUGAUUUGAUGUAAGUGUGAGGUCCUCUCUUACAAAGAAUUGAAAACGUUUAUGAACAAAAAUGGACACUCAUCCUCCCACUCUUGAUGUUCUACACUGGUGAACAGCAUUAUAAAGGCCCUGGUAAAGCCAUUACGGUGUGGUCCACAUAGAGAUCUCCACCACUUCAGCCGCUAGUGCCUAAGUACGGCGCUCACAGGGACUCUCCACUGGCCUUCCCUUCCCUGCACAGAGAAACAGUACUAGAGACUUCUGGCUGUGGACAGUGUCCGAGUGAAUGUUUCAUUGCUCUAAGAACCCCUCCCGCUCUUCGAGGACCUAACUUACCUACCCGUCAAGAGAACGCUCCUGCCGCUGAGUUAGCUGGUCAGGCAUUUCAUCCAGGCCCUCAGCAUCAGGACUUAGCGAGGCGGCAGCCCCCACCAGCCCCUGUGACUGGAGCUAUUCAGGGGGAGGAGGGGAAGGAGACCCCCGGCCGGUGCAACACUUUCCCUUGAGAUGAAGCUUCAAGCCGUGAUGGAGAACCUGCACAGGCAGCAGAGGGCCAAGUUGCUGAUGGAACUGGAGCAACAGCAGCUGCAGCAGGACGGCGCUCGCGGCCGGACCACCGCUGGCGUUGGGGACCAGCUGAUGGGAAGCCCCGCCCCGGAGUCAGAGCACGCCCAGAUGGCGGCCCUGGCAGCCAUGAGGGCGGUGGCGGCCGGGUUGCAGAGGGCCUCAGACAGCCCCAUGUCAGAGCGCAGCAGCGGGGGAGAGGACGAGGAAGAAGAGGAUGAUGACGAGGAGGAGGAAGGGGAACAGUACAAAGAUAUGAUGGGCUCUGAGGAAGAGGAGAUGAUAAAGCAGAAGUGGGAUGAGGAGGACUUUGAGGGGGAGAUGGAGGAGGACUAUGAGGACGAGCUGGUGGACGAGGGGCUUCCCACGGGCCGGGAGGCGCUGGCCAUGCUGCUGCCCCACCGCCAGCUGCACGCCCACUCCCAGCUGCUGAAGCAGGCCCGGCCCCGCACCGGGACCCGCCCGGACCAGGAGCCCAGAAUGGCCAUCCUCCCCCCACACGGAUCCCACAGCCAGCUGGGAGGCCAGGACCACGGAGACUGGACUUACGAAGAGCAGUUUAGACAGCUCUACGAACUAGAUGGAGACCCAAAGAGAAAAGAGUUUCUGGAUGACCUAUUCAGCUUCAUGCAAAAGAGAGGAACCCCUGUGAACAGGAUCCCCAUCAUGGCCAAGCAGGUCCUAGACCUGUACAUGCUGUACCAGCUGGUGACAGAGAAGGGAGGCCUGGUGGAGGUCAUCAACAAGAAGCUGUGGAGAGAGAUCACUAAAGGACUCAACCUGCCUACCUCAAUUACCAGUGCAGCCUUUACUCUCAGGACACAGUACAUGAAGUACCUGUAUCCAUACGAAUGUGACAAGAGGAGCCUCAGCAACCCCAACGAGCUCCAGGCAGCUAUCGACUGUAACCGACGGGAGGGCCGCCGGCAGAGCUUCGGCAACUCACUCUUCACCUACUCCCCCAAUGGGACCCCCACCAUGCUGUCCUCCCCCAAGCUUUCCAUGCAGAACAUGGGGAUGAACGUGGCCACCAACGGAGGCCACUCUCUCACUCCCAUCCAAAAAAUCAAGAAAGAAGAGGAGGGUGGCCAGCCUGUGUCCGGCUUGGGCUUCAUGUCCAGGCACCCUCUGGUUGGUAAUUCGGCGGCGGCGGUGCAGGCAGCAGCGGCCCAGUUAGCGGCUCUAGAGCAGCUGAGGGACAGACUGGAGGCAGGCGAGCCCCCGGAGAAGAAGAUUGCCCUACCUGCUGAGAAGCACCAGCGGCUGCUGCAGAGAGCGCUGCAGCACAAUCUGCUGGCCAGGACUGCCCAGAUGCCCAUGAACAUCCGCAUCAACAACCAAGAUAGCCGACAGGACUCAGCUCUCAAUCUCACAACUAAUGGCAUGAGCAGCAUCAGUAUGUCAGUGGAACUCAAUGGAGUCAUGUACACCGGUGUGCUUUUUGCUCAGGCAGCAGGGUCAGCCUCGUCAGGCCCCUCUGGAUCAUCAAGUAACAGCAAAGCCCCUGGUGGGCACGGUGGAUCCUAGUGGCUCCCCUACACACCUACCUCAUCCACCUAUCUUUGAUGCUAACUAAAGCCAAAAAUAAACCUCGUUUUCUACUUAGCCUAUGCCAAAAAAAUACAUAUAUAUGGCAAGACAAACUGAAACUCAGACCACUUGAAGUACACUCUCAGGUCCUCUCAUAUAUUCUUCCCUCUUUUGUUCUUUAGCCUAAAUAAGUUUGAAUAACCCAACAAGGAGCCAGUAUAUGAUAGAUAUUUGCACAGCCUAUGAAUAAUUUAUUUCUACAUAAAUGUACAGAUUAUCUGAGAACAAAAGAAAAAGAAUACAUUGGAAGGGUAAUGCACUGUUUAAACAUUUAACACAGCUACUGACUGACAAUGAAGCUUCUUCUCAAGAGGAAAAAUAAGUUGUUUGUAACAUUAUCAUUCUCCUCAUUGUUAUUAUUAUUAUCAUCAUCAUCACUAACAAUAUACUCAUUGCAAAAAAUAUAUAUUUAGGAUUCUAUAAAGCAGAACAUUUUACAUUUCUUGUAUUUUAAGUAGAAAAGCUUUAAAGUAUGUUAUUUCUUCAGGGUAUAACAAAGUACCAUUGUGACCUCAUGUUAUAGAAUUCCUCUUUUACGUUUGCAUGAUGCAGUCGGAAACAAAUCAAUCUUUGCUGAGAUUUUCUAUUAAUUGCUCAGACACAGGUUUUGUCUUGCAUUUUUUUCUAGUAGAAGUGAACAGGAAUUCUUAAUGCUCAUUGGGCUUUAGAAUAUGUGCAGGUUUUUCUCAGGUGUCCGCCAGAUUGCUGUGAAACAAUAACAUUGUAUUUAACUGCUAUAUGUUUCUGUCAUAGCCACACAUUAUACAAAUGUAUAUCCUGG
Molecule: messenger RNA, 3148 nt
Organism: Salvelinus sp. IW2-2015
Lineage: Eukaryota; Metazoa; Chordata; Actinopteri; Salmoniformes; Salmonidae
Source: RefSeq, a predicted model, not a curated record